Molecule: messenger RNA, 1686 nt
Organism: Linum trigynum
Lineage: Eukaryota; Viridiplantae; Streptophyta; Magnoliopsida; Malpighiales; Linaceae
Source: the annotation of a GenBank genome assembly
AUGGGUUUGACGGAGAACUUCUCACCCACCUACCUUUCCACCGGCAACCCCUGCCUCGAUUUCUUCUUCCACGUCGUCCCCGACACUCCCGCCGGCAGUCUGGUCGAUAGGCUCGCCUCGGCCUGGGCUCACGAUCCCCUGACCACUCUCAAGCUGAUCGGCAAUCUGCGAGGGGUCAGAGGAAUGGGGAAAUCGGACAAGCAAGGUUUCUACACGGCGGCGCUCUGGCUCCACGACCACCACCCCAAAACCCUAGCCCUCAACGCCAGGGCAUUCUCCGAAUUGGGGUAUUUCAAGGAUUACGUCGAGAUUCUGUACCGGCUCCUCGAAGGCCCCGACGCGAGGAAGAAAGCGAAGAAAGGCGAACCAGGGAAGAAGGUUUUGGACGCCGCAGAUCCUGUUUCAGUGAGGGCACGGCGCAAGGAGCGAGAGAUCGCGAAAGCGGCCAAGGCGCUGAAGAGGUACAAUUCCGAUCCCGACUACAGGUUCCUGUUUGAUUCCACCGCGGAUCUGUUCGCCGAUCUGCUGAAAUCGGAUAUGGAGGCUCUGAGAUCCGAGGACUACUGGAACAUCUCCUUGGCGGGCAAGUGGUGCCCGUCGAUCGACUCCUCGUACGACGAACACCUGCUGAUCUGCGAGGCGAUUGCUCGCCGGAUGUUCCCCAAGGAGAGCGACGAGCAGUACCAAGGGAUUGAAGAAGCACAUUAUGCUUAUCGGGUGCGGGACAGGCUGAGGAAGGAGAUUCUGGUCCCUCUCCGAAAAGCACUCGAGAUUCCGGAAGUGUACAUGAGCGCCGGGGAAUGGAGUUCUCUCCCCUACAGCAGAGUUCCUUCCGUGGCGAUGGCGAAUUACUCUGAUCUGUUCCUGAAACACGACAGGGAGAGGUUCCAGGAGUAUCUGGAGAAAGUGAAGUCCAGGAAGGCGAAGAUCGCAGCUGGGGCGCUGCUUCCCCACCAGAUAAUCGGCCAGCUGAAACAUCCCGAGAAAACAGCGGUGGCGGAGCUUCAGUGGGCGAGGCUGGUGGAUGACAUGUCGAGGAAAGGGAAGCUGAGCAACUGCAUUGCCGUCAGCGACGUGUCUGGCAGCAUGAAGGGGACUCCAAUGGAGGUGUCCGUGGCGCUCGGGCUGCUGGUUUCGGAGCUCAGCGAGGAGCCAUGGAAAGGGAAAGUGUUCACGUUCAGCAGCGAUCCGGAGCUUCAUUUGGUGCGGGGGGAGACGCUGAUGGAGAAGACCGAGUUCAUCAGGACGAUGGAUUGGGGAUCGAACACCGAUUUCCAGAAGGUGUUUGAUAAAAUCCUGGACUCCGCGGUGCUGAACAACCUGACGGAGGAUCAACUGGUGAAGCGGGUGUUCGUUUUCAGUGACAUGGAGUUCGACAAGGCGUCGAGGCGAUGGUGGCUGGAGGAGGAGGAGGAGGAGAGGAAAUGGGAAACUGACUAUCAGGCGAUACAGAGGAAGUUUAGGGAGAAAGGGUACAACAGGGUGCCGGAGAUUGUGUUCUGGAACCUGAGGGACUCGUCGGCUACGCCGGUGGUGGGAACGCAGAAUGGGGUGGCGCUGGUGAGUGGAUUCUCGAAGAAUUUGCUGAAGGUGUUCAUGAAGCGAGGUGGGAUUGUGAAUUGCGAUGAUGCGAUGAUGCUAGCCAUUGCUGAUGAGGAAUAUGAGAAGCUCGUGGUGUAUGACUGA